Molecule: messenger RNA, 1635 nt
Organism: Cololabis saira (Pacific saury)
Lineage: Eukaryota; Metazoa; Chordata; Actinopteri; Beloniformes; Belonidae
Product: rab9 effector protein with kelch motifs-like
Exons: 7
Coding region: 286-1371 (361 amino acids)
Molecular function (GO): protein binding
Source: RefSeq, a predicted model, not a curated record
UGGAGGAAGAGGAAGCACAUGUUAAAAACUAAUAAUGAUGCUUUUCAUUCAGAAACUCUCCCAAUGAACUUUUUUACGGUAUUUUACAAUCGGUUUGACGCUUGUUAUUUAAAAGAAAAAAGCAGUUAUGUAAAUAUCCGCAGUUUUUUUGUGUGUGUUUUUAGUCUGUCGUUUACAAUCUGGUCGUUACUGGGAUUUAUGUGUUUGUAACAAAUGACCCGGGCCGGAAGUGCGUUAUUACUGCCAGUUUUAUCCCGGAGGAAACGCUAACGGUCCCCGGCAGACAUGGAGCUUCUCCCGGUGCUGGAGCCGCUGGACGAACCGCGGGACGCGGUUUGGUACGCGGUGGUCCCGGCUGGGAACGGCCCAGGUGAGAGUGUGGGCCACACCUGCACCUUCCUGCCCUCCCAGGAGGGAGGACGAGGACGGAUCCUGGUGGUCGGGGGGGCCGACCCCAGCGGCAGCUUCUCCCACUCCUACGUCAUUAAUCUGGACAACCAUGAGUGGGUCCGGUUAGCGUGCGGGGGUUUGACGGCCCGGUACGAGCACUGCAGCUUCGUCCCCGAGAGCCGGCCCCAGAGUCUCUGGGUGUUCGGAGGAGCCCAGCAGACGAGCAACCGCAACUGCAUCCAGGAACUACACAUGACCGACACGGAGCCCCGCUGGAGGACGGUGGCGGCCACAGGGACCCCCCCCAGCCCCCGGACCUACCACUCCUCCUCCGCCGGCGUCGGGGACCGACUGUACGUCUUCUCCGGGGGGGAAGCUGGAGCUGCUCCGGUCCAGGACUCCAGGCUGCACGUCUUUGAUACCGCCUCCUCCUCCUGGUCCCAGCCGGCCACCCAGGGCCGGCGGCCGGCCGCCCGACAGGGACACGUCGUCGCCGCCGUCGGCUCCAGGAUCUACGUCCACGGAGGAAUGACGGGAGACAAGUUCUUCAACGACAUGCACUCUCUCGACUCCAGAACGAUGAAGUGGAGGAAAGUCCAGACCAGAGGAGACGUCCCCCCCGGCGUGGCCUCCCAUGCGGCCGUGGUGAAGGACAAACACAUCUAUAUCUUUGGGGGGAUGACGACAGACGGGGCCGCCAACCUCAUGUACAGAUUUGACCCUGACACAAACAUCUGGGUCCUGCUCAGGUUUACGGGAGCGCUGCCGGCGAGCCGGCUGGACCACUCCAUGUGCCUGGUGCCCUGGAGGCCGAGUGGAGAGACGGAGACCCGGGCCGAGGCCUCGGAGACGGAGACAGAGACCCGGGCCGGCCGCCCCGAGGCCUCGCAGACGGAGACGAGGCAUCUGGCCUUCGUGUUCGGGGGGAUGGACACCCGGGGGAACGUUCACCACGACUGUGUCGUGACUGUUGUGAAGUGAUGGGAAACACUGCAAAAACUCAACAUCUUACCAGGAAUAUUGGUCUUAUUUCUAGUUAAAAUGUCUCAUUUUUAGUCAAAAAAGAUCUCAUUACAUUUAAAACAAGACUCAUUACCAUAAAAAUAACUUAUUUGACAAUUUUCACCUGUUUCAAGUAAAUUUUCACUUGAAAUAAGUAGAAAAAUCUGCCAUGUCCUUUUUUUUCCUCUUUUUUUCUCUCUUUUCCUCUUUUUCUCUUUUUUUCCUCUUUUUUCCUCUUUUUUU